AUGUUCGCUCGAGCUCUUCAAUCCCUGCCCAAGGCCCAUGCGGCUGGCCGUUUACCCCGUCAAUUCGCAGUCCAGACGCGGUGGAUGGCCUCCGUCGUUAACGGGGGACCCUUGCCAGCCAAGCCUGUUGCUGCUCCAUUCUCCAAUGAACGUGCCACUCUCACGAUCCGCGAUGGCCCAGUGUUCCAUGGAAAGUCGUUUGGUGCCAAAUCCAACAUCUCUGGCGAAGCUGUCUUCACGACCUCUCUCGUCGGCUACCCAGAGUCCCUCAGUGACCCUUCCUACCGUGGGCAGAUUCUCGUCUUCACCCAACCUUUAAUCGGCAACUAUGGCAUCCCGUCGUCCGAACGCGACCAGCACGGCCUCCUCAAGUACUUUGAGUCCCCCAGCCUCCAGGCCGUCGGCGUUGUCGUUGCAGACGCCGCCCUUAAAUACAGCCAUUGGACUGCCGUCGAGAGCUUGAGCGAAUGGUGCAUUCGAGAGGGUGUCCCCGCCAUCUCCGGCGUCGACACUCGCCAAGUCGUCACUUACCUCCGUGAGCAAGGUUCAUCUCUUGCUAAAAUCACCGUCGGCGAGGAGUACGACGCCGACCAGGACGAAGCCUACGUCGACCCUGAACAGAUCAACCUUGUCCGCAAAGUUAGCACCAAGUCUCCCUUCCACGUCAGUGCCGCAAACAGCACGUCUCACGUAGCUGUCAUCGACUGUGGAGUGAAAGAAAACAUCCUGCGAAGCCUUGUCAGCCGUGGUGCCAGCGUGACAGUCUUCCCUUACGACUACCCAGUCUACAAGGUCGCCCACCACUUUGACGGAGUUUUCAUCUCCAAUGGCCCCGGUGACCCAACUCAUUGUGCGCAGACCGUUCACACCCUCGCCAAGCUGAUGAAGACCUCCCAAAUCCCUAUCAUGGGCAUCUGUCUAGGCCAUCAGCUCUUGGGUCUGGCCGUUGGAGCUCGUACCAUCAAGUUGAAGUAUGGUAACAGAGCCCAUAACAUUCCGGCAUUGGACCUGACUACCGGCCGCUGCCACAUCACCAGUCAGAACCACGGCUACGCCGUUGACGCCAGCACCCUUCCAAGUGACUGGAAGCCGUACUUUGUCAACCUCAACGACUCCAGCAACGAAGGAAUGAUUCACAAGACCCGACCAAUCUUCAGCACCCAGUUCCACCCUGAAGCCAAGGGAGGACCUCUUGACUCUUCCUACCUGUUCGACAUCUACCUCGACAGUGUCCACAAGUACAAGGCCAGCCAGGCAACCCACCAGCCCGAGCGGGACAACCGCCCCAGCCCUCUUUUGGCGGAUCUCCUUGGAAACGAGCGAGUCGGUGUCGACAUCGUCCGUAACACCCAGCCUGCCGCUGCCUCAGUAGCCGCUACACCAGAACCAACCCUCGCUGCCGCUACCGCAUGA
This is a messenger RNA of Arthroderma uncinatum, 1413 nucleotides long. Its product is annotated as carbamoyl-phosphate synthase arginine-specific small chain. Gene Ontology annotation, cellular component: cytoplasm; carbamoyl-phosphate synthase complex. The record is from RefSeq and is a predicted model, not a curated record. Gene Ontology annotation, biological process: 'de novo' pyrimidine nucleobase biosynthetic process; L-glutamine metabolic process; L-arginine biosynthetic process. The transcript has 2 exons. Bases 1 to 1413 code for a protein of 470 amino acids. Gene Ontology annotation, molecular function: carbamoyl-phosphate synthase (glutamine-hydrolyzing) activity. Lineage: Eukaryota; Fungi; Ascomycota; Eurotiomycetes; Onygenales; Arthrodermataceae.